Molecule: messenger RNA, 2341 nt
Organism: Tribolium castaneum (red flour beetle)
Lineage: Eukaryota; Metazoa; Arthropoda; Insecta; Coleoptera; Tenebrionidae
Gene: Sec6
Product: Secretory 6
Exons: 1
Coding region: 76-2304 (742 amino acids)
Biological process (GO): exocytosis; exocyst localization
Cellular component (GO): exocyst
Molecular function (GO): SNARE binding
Source: RefSeq, a predicted model, not a curated record
CAAUUGAGUGUAAAGUCAACUGUCUCACCCAAACGUCAAACUGACAGUUUAGGUUAGGUCAAAACACCCCCAAAAAUGACCACAACAAAGUCAAAUAUGCGCGAAUUGGAGGCGGCGGCCAAAGACUCGGCCCGGGCGCACGUGGUGAACAUGUUCCAACGUCCAGGCCAGUUGGAAAAAGUCGACCACUUGAAGCGCCGCCUCACCCGCAAGAAAAACUCCGUGGAGGCGCUCCUCAAGUCCGCGAUGCAGCAACAACUCGACGGAGUCCGCGUCGGACUCAACCAACUGCACUGUUGUCUCGAAGACGUCCGCGAGAUCGACUCAAGCAUCAAAAAAAUGUUCACUCUCUUCAACGAAGUCCCCGACUUGUGCGCCAAGCUGAGCCAAGUCCGGGACGAAAACAUGCGGCAUUCGCAGUACGUGACCGCGCGCGAGAACUUGAAGCACAUCUUCACGGUCCCCGAAAGUGUGGAGAAGACCAAACAGUGGAUUAACGAAGGGAAAUUGCUCCACACCCAUCAGUGUCUGAGGGAUUUGGAAAUGUCCCGCGAUGAUUUACUGUACGAGUUGCAUAAGUUGCCAAACCAGUCACCGCAUGAUAAAUCCAUGCUUAAAGCGUACUUUGCCGACGUUGAGACUUUGUCCAAUUUAUUGGAGAAACAGUUGAGGCUGAUUUUGUCGCGUACGCUCAACACGGUGCGGAAGGAACCUACUGUGAUUGUCACAGCUCUCCGGAUAAUUGAACGGGAGGAGAAAACCGACCAAGAGGCACUUAAACAGGAAAAACAGACCGGGUUCUUGCCCCCAGGGCGGCCCAAAAAAUGGAAACAAAUGGCGUUCGAAGUGUUGGAAAAGUCAGUCGCUACUAGAAUUGAAGGCACGCAAGUCGACGAACGCGAUGACAACAAACACUGGCUCAUUCGUUACUUGGAAUUGACGCGGCAGCUCAUUUUGGAGGACUUGCGAGUUGUUAAAACACUGUGUGUCCCGUGUUUCCCGCCCAGGUACGGGAUCAUCGACAAGUACAUACAGAUGUACCACCACUGCCUGUCCCGCCACUUACAAGAAGUGAUUCAGAACGGAAUCGAAGGCAACGAAUACGUGACCAUCCUCUCAUGGGUCAGUAAAACCUACCAAGGGGUUGAGCUACUGGGCCACCCGGACUUGGUCGAAUACACCAAACACCUGGAGCCUUUGCUCCCCCAGCCCGUGAUGGAGACCCUCGAGGCCGAGUAUUUGCGCAACAUUGAGACAAACUACGGGGAAUGGAUGCGAAACACCCUAAACUCAGAGGAGAAAGAGUGGCGCUCGAACAUCGAACCCAACUCGGAGAACUACACCCGCACGGCAGCCCCCAUUAUCAUCUUCCAAAUGAUCGACCAGAACUUACAAGUCUGCAAGACGAUAAGCGACGAAAUGACGUGCAAAGUCCUCAUCUUGAGCAUAGAGCAAGUCAUCAAUUUCGGGGACAUGUACCGGAGAGCAAUCGUCGAGUUCAAAAACAAAUACUUCGAGGACCGCAAGCAAGUCCCGUACUUCACCCAGUACAUGAUCAUGAUCGUCAACAACUGCCUCCAACUGGCCGAUUUGGGGUCACAGUUGGAGAAGCAGUACUGGGCCCCCACGUCGCCGCCAACUCUCGGCGAUCAUUUCAACCGCUUGCGGACGACUUUCAUCCAGUUGCGCAACGACUCCGGCGAUUUCUUACUCGAGGAGUUGUUCCUGGACUUGGACAAACACUUUGACGAAUUGUUCACCCCGCGCUGGCUGGGGACUUCGCACCCCGUCGACACGAUUUGUGCGACUCUCGACGACUACUUCCAAGACUACAAUCGCCUCAGCGAACCCAACUACAAGUUUAUUGUGCACCAGGCCCGCGCUUUGGUCUCCAAACGCUACUUAACCGCGCUAUUGUCCAAAAAAGGCACUUUUAAGACGUAUGAAGAGAGCGUGCAAGCCAGCGGAAAGAUCGUCAAGGAGGCCAAUCAGUUGGGAAAGUUACUAGACACACUGUGCAGUUUAGAAGGCGAUGACCCGUUUGAGAGCGUUAUUUUGUUAACGGAAGUAUUGAAGAGCGACGAUGAUAUGCUAUCCUUUGAGCUACAUCGGAUUGUUGAAAAGUAUCCCGAUAUCACCGAAGAUCAUUUAUUGCGACUGUUGAGUCUGAGGGGUGACCUUGCCAGGUCGGACAUCCGCGAUAAAGUCGCGCAUUUGCCCAAAGUUAAGGCCACGCACCAGAGCAGCGUGUUCCGGACGCUGGUGUUCCCCAAACUUGUUAAUCUCAACGUAUUCAACAAUUAAAUCUAUAAGAUAGAAUAGGUUUCAUUUGAUUUUGAGA